CACAACCCCGAGGAGGUCACAGCUCCGGCACCGCCGCGCUCUCCUGUCGGGACUUCUCGAGCCCUAACCCGGGUGUUUUUGUCAGCUUUUCGCGGUUAAAGAGGAGAAAAUGUUUUGACUGAGACAUGAGGUGCAGUCAGGAGGAGUUUGUUGGAACUAAAAGGCGACAACUCGGCGGGAAAAGUCGCUGCAGUUUGUGAAGCAACAGGGCCAGGAGCAUGACUGAGCAGCAGGAGCAGAACGAAGAAACAGGCCUGCUCUCCACGCAGGACCUGGACCACUCCAAGGACGAUGACACACACGGCCACUUCAGGUUUCAUCUGAUUGAAGACCUCUCGUACGAAGACGUGAAGAAAUGUUACCGGGGCUCGUGUGUGUCUUGCAGCAGCUUGCUCCAGGCCUUGGAUGUGCGCGAGUGUGUGUGUGUGUACGGUGCCAACGUGCUGAGCCUGGUGCAGAGCUCGCGUCCUUUGAGGGAGAGGGUGGUGUCUGCCGCGAGCGGAGCCGGAGUGGCCGGUGGUGGCGGAGUGGCCGGCGGAGCGGCCGGCGGUGCUGUGCAGGCAGGCCGGUCCGCCAAGGAGCUGCUCAUGACUCUGCCCUGUCCCUCUGCACAGACUGUCAGCAAGUACAACUCGCAGUACCACAAACUGUUCCAGUGUGUGCCCAAGGAUGAGAUCCUCAUGAAAGUGUACUCCUGUGCUCUUCUCAGAGACAUCCUUCUACAAGGCCGGCUCUACAUUUCCAGAAACUGGCUGUGUUUCUAUGCCAACCUCUUCGGCAAGGACAUAAAGGUGGCUAUCCCUGUUGUUUCUGUGAGGCUGGUGAAGAAGCACAAAACAGCAGGCCUUGUCCCCAAUGGCUUGGCUAUCACCACAGACACCGGCCAGAAGUAUGUAUUUGUAUCUCUGCUAUCGAGAGACAGCGUAUAUGAUGUCCUCCGCAGGAUCUGCACACACCUACAGGUCAAUGGGAAGAGUCUGAGCUUGAAGCAGUUCAUGGAGGAGCCGACACUAUCGCUGGACGAGUUCCCGGCUCCAGACGAGUUCCCGGUGGUCGACGAGUUCCCAUCAGUGUUAAAGUGGAGAAGGAAACCGUCAGUGGUGUCUGUGUCGUCCUCCCUCCCUGACCUCCUGGGGAACUCCACCAGCAGCCUGAGCGCCGCCGACACGCCCUUCAAAUCAGAGCAGCCGCUGGAAGAGCGAGCUCUGCAAACAGACAGAGGUCUUUUAUCAGAGCCACUGGCAGAGCUGGGCCAGAUGGAGUACCAGCUGCUCAAGUUCUUCACCCUGCUUAUCAUUCUCCUCAUCCUGUCGUCGUGCUACCUGGCCUUUCGUGUGUGCAGUCUGGAGCAGCAGCUGUCCUUCCUCAGUAACCCAAAUCUGCCCCUGAGAGAGAGGUAACCUCUGCUCUCCGCUCUGACCCAUCAGAUUAGCGCCUGAUUUCUCUUCUAAUACUCGGAGUUGCCCUCCUACACAGAUCCAGGACCAGCUUUAGAGCCCAGAAAUGAUCAAGCAACCCCCGCACCAGCUGCAAAACAUGAAGGAGCAGCAUCAACCGAGUCCAGGCAUCUUCCCCUCAGCGGAACGACUUCCUAUGUAGUGAUCACUUCCAGACUAUGCAAACCAGACUGUCUAUUUAUUUGUGAAUUUUAAAGUAGAUUUUACUGUUCAGGGCUCCAGAUUAACUUUUUACAUUGGUUGCACUGGUGCACCUAACUUUUAUCUCAUUUAGGUACACUGGCAAAUAAUUUAGAUGCACCUAACAAUUUUCACUUUGCCUUUUGACGUUGCAAUAAUACAUUUCAAACUUUUAACCUUUUUCAUCAGUUCCCAUACACAUUAGCCAUAUCUUUACAGAUAAUGUAAAGAAUUGUAAACUGGGAAGAUGUUGGGUCAGGGUUGAGGGUUUGGAGCGAUUACCUCUGCUGGUGAUAUCGAGUCAGGGCUGACCUUUAACGGUUGGAGACAGGUGUAAUUGGCAGCAUUUUUAUUGAAGAAAAUCAAUUUUCAAUUUUUCAUUUUAUCUUCAUUUUAGAUGACCCAUAUGUGAUGCUGCUGGAGGAGAAAUAUAAGGUUCAGUUUCACACAUACACGCUAGGGUUUAAUCCCAAGGCAGUUCAAAGAAGGCUGGGUCACACUCUUUGACCCCAUGGGAGCUAUGGGGUGUGAGGAACCAGCAAGGUGGAGGGCAUGCAGAUCUGAAGGACUUUUACAGGUGCUGGAUCAAAAAAUCAAACUAAGGUAAGAAUCAAACAAAAGAUCCGCACACUGUAUUGAAAGCUCCCAGUAAAUUGUGAUUGUGCAGCGUUUCGAUCUAACAGAUAUCUGGCCGAGCUAUGGAGUGUGAGACAUGCGCAGUGUAGCUGGAGCUGCGGUGUUGGAGGGUUACAGCGGACGGGGCUAGAAAUAAAGCGAUGGUGUCCACUCAGGUGCUCUUUGGGUGCGAAAAAAACCUGGUUAACAAAACCUUUGGUUACACUCAAAGGGAUGGUGGAUGAUAAACAGUAGAACAUUUGCACAUAGGGAGCUUUUGACAUUUUAAUAAUUACAGAAUUGUAAUUUUCUCCCAUUUUUUCAUUUUUCGAACAAAAAUACUGCAACCAAAGGACGUUUCAGGAAAAGCAAUCCAAGGUGCUCAUGUUCUGUGAUAGUACGCCAGCUAUUGAGCCUUGAGUGUGCAUGUGUUAGGAUGCAAUAUGACACUGUGACUUUCUUUUUAACCUCCUUGUUUAAAUUCGGGAAACAGGAUUCCCGCAAGUCCACGUCCAACAUCCUUUCAGUUAACAGGGAAAUAUGGAAUCAUUCAAAAAGUCGGUCAAAUUGACAUCACAGCAACAUGGCGGCGCACACGGUGAAUGGGAAGCAGAAUUAUUGCAAUUCUUUACUUUUCUGUAGUGUUUGUGGUUUGAAGCGUGCUUUAACAACUUCGAAGUGGCAUUUCCAUUCAGUUGAUUUGUGUUUGAUAGAAGUCUUUGUGAGCAUGUAGUAGCCUACUAGCCUGUUAGCUAUGAAUCUGCAUGUAGCCAAAUCAGAAUCGGAAGUCGGAAAAACCCACACAGAAUCAUCAAAUUUUGACUUGCAAUGGUACACAGCAAAAAAAUACAGAAACCAGGCAAGACGUGUUACGUUCCAGGUGUAAAUCAAUUAGGCUGAUGUGUACAAAAUAUAUAUAUAAAUAUAUAUAUCCCUUGACCCCAAUCAGAAAUACGUAAGUCAUAUACGUAGUAUGUCGUUUCAUGUGGAUGCAGUUGUUGGAGUAGGAAGUGGGCCCACAUGCCUUUUUUUUUUUUUUUUUGCCCACCUGCAGUCAGGAUCAGGAAAUUAGGUUCAGAGCCAAUCAGGGUCUUUGCAGAAUGUGUGUGGGGGGAAAAAGAGCACUCACACACACACACACACUCACACACACAAAGACAGACCUGCUAAAUGUCAGGUGCACCGAUGCACCCAGUGAAAAAGUUUAAUCAUACUUGCCAUAUUUUUGGUUGCACUCUGGAGCCCUGCUGUAGAUGAUGAUUGUCUCCCCUGACCUCUCCCUCUCGCAGACAUUUAAACUACGUGACUCUGCAGUGUAAACCCUCAAAUAAUGAGCAGAUUGUCGUCGAAGCUGCUGUUUGGUGACACUGGUGAAGUUUAGGAGUGGUGCUGGAGACUAGAGGUGAGGUUGGUGUUGGAGUGUGGAAAGGUAAGAGAUAAUUCAACACAUUGAUGACUGAGAAAGACUGACGGUUAAGAUAUUUCAGGUCAGUUUUGGUGUUAAUCUUGUCACAGCCUUCAGUUGGACGGCUACAACAAGCUACGACGAUGCACUUUUUAAAAUAUGUCCACAUUAUUUCAGAUAUAUGCAACUGUUUUAAGAGUUUAGAUCUAUUUUUGCUCGAUAUUAGGUACUCAGAUGUCAUUUUUGAGGGUAUUUAUGGAAGAAAGUCGACAGACUCUUGACCGAAUGAAGUUAUGUCAACUAUAAUAUACUGGAGUGAUAACACCACCUGGGUGUUAACUAUAAUGUGAAUGAAAUGGUGAGGUGACAUGCAUAAUUUCUAUUUUUAGUUGUACUAAUCUGCUGUGUGAAAGGAGUUACCAGGGUUUUUUUUCUUUUAUACAUUUCAAAUGAAGUCACCAAAGACUUAAAAAUGAGUGUUCAUGUGAUUAUAUAUCUUUGUUUGAAGAUAUUUAAUGAAAUUUGCAGAAAUCUGGAAUGUAGUCCUAUAAUAGUUUGUGAAAUCCCUAUGAAUUAAAUUGGCAACAAACUGUAGAUUAA
Plectropomus leopardus (leopard coralgrouper) is the source of this 4257-nucleotide messenger RNA. It is a transcript of the gene gramd2aa, whose product is annotated as GRAM domain containing 2Aa. Gene Ontology annotation, cellular component: organelle membrane contact site; endoplasmic reticulum membrane. NCBI's taxonomy places the organism in Eukaryota, Metazoa, Chordata, Actinopteri, Perciformes, Serranidae. Gene Ontology annotation, molecular function: phosphatidylinositol-4,5-bisphosphate binding. Gene Ontology annotation, biological process: regulation of store-operated calcium entry. The record is from RefSeq and is a predicted model, not a curated record.